Mesorhabditis spiculigera is the source of this 414-nucleotide messenger RNA. NCBI's taxonomy places the organism in Eukaryota, Metazoa, Nematoda, Chromadorea, Rhabditida, Rhabditidae. The record is from the annotation of a GenBank genome assembly.
AUGACGCUGGGUGUGCGGAGUAAAGCAAAGGACAAGUUGGCUGUAAUGGAACGGCUUCCAAACCCGCAGCAUUAUCGUCUUUUUACGUACACCUGCGACGAAGACCUUGAUCCUAUCCUGCAAAGGCCUGAAGAUGAAAGUGGCAUACGGAGGCUGAGUGAUACUUGCAUCGAUCGGCUUUCCGAGGGGACAGGGAUCGACAUAGAUUCUUUGGAGUCAAGCACGAAGGCGAGCGCGUUCGGUGAUGAAUUUGAGAUCGACGAGCGAUGCAUGUGCGCGACGUGUGGGCUGGAAUGGGCAAAUUCAAGCGAAUACUUCGAACACUUGGCUGUCGAGCCGGAUUGCUUAGAAGAACGACGGCAGCCUGUGCCCCUCGGAAAUACCACCGAAAAAGAUAGUACUCCUGUGCCCGCA